UAUUAUAAUUAUAUAAGAGAAGGUAAGAUAAGAGGGGAGGGAGCUGUGUGCGAAUAUUUGUUUGUCUCCCAUAAGAAAGUGAAGAAGAAGAAGAAGAAAGGAAAAACCCGCCAUGAACGUGGAAGAAGAGGUUGAGCGACUCAGAGUUGAGAUCAAAAGGCUUGGAAAGCUCCAGACUGAUGGGUCUUACAAGGUAACAUUUGGUGUGCUAUUUCAUGAUGACAAGUGUGCCAAUAUUUUCGAAGCGUUGGUCGGGACGUUACGAGCAGCAAAGAGGCGAAAAUUCUUGACCUAUGAUGGUGAGUUGUUGCUGCAAGGAGUCCAUGACAAUGUUGAAAUCAUUCUGAAACCAUCACCAGAACCAGAAGCAACAACAGCAACAGCAAGUGAUGCUGUUGCAAAGGCUUAAUUGAAAUUUCAUAACUUCACCCAAAGGCAUAAUAUGUAUAUGCCAUAAUAUUAUGUAUGGUUUUACAUGGCUUCCAUUGUCAAAGAGACCUGUGUUUUCUCAUUCAUGAGACAAAUGUUUUUGUUUAUAAUCAGUUUGGGUGAAAAAAAAGAAGAAAGUUUGAUGAUUUGA
Messenger RNA from Cannabis sativa, 580 nucleotides. RefSeq names its product costars family protein. The transcript is spliced from 2 exons. Bases 113 to 409 code for a protein of 98 amino acids. The record is from RefSeq and is a predicted model, not a curated record. Gene Ontology annotation, biological process: regulation of actin filament-based process. Lineage: Eukaryota; Viridiplantae; Streptophyta; Magnoliopsida; Rosales; Cannabaceae.